AUGUUGUCCAGCUCAGAAUAUGCUUCCGUGAUGGAAAUGGACGAGGUUCUUGUUCAACACUUUCUUGCUGGGUCUGAGGAUACAGCGGAGGAUAACUUUGACAGUCUGUUAAGGUUAAAAGCUUUGCUUGAGCCAUUAGAUCUCAAGGAUGCCAGGGAUGUGAUUUUUAGAAAUUCCGGAAACCGUCCGGCAACAAUUGAAUGCCUUCGAAAGCUAGAAAGAGCACGCUCUGAUAAAACCGCAAUGAAUGACGGCAAGGAAAGAGCUCACGAAAUAGAUAAAAGAGUUUUUUUUGGAUGGCUAUUCAAGAAAAAGACAAAACCUACUGCGUCAAUACCAUCCCAUAAAGAGACGAGUAACAAUUUUAGUCAUCACGAUACCCCUCUUCGACCGGAGGUGGUGGAGGAUACGCCUCCUCAUACACUUCCGCAUGAAGUACGAGAAGUGCCUGUUCCAAAGGAAAAAUUACAGGAUGUAAGACAGGCUCUAGUAGCUCGUCCCUUUAUCCGGCGAACUCUUGAAGAAGAUCUAUCAAAGGAGUAUAACUUCGCUAGUCAACCCAAUGACGCCUCCUCUCUACAAUCAGACUUCGGUGAGGAAUUUCAAAAAAUAUUUAACCAGUUUGUGCAAUCCGUGUAG
Molecule: messenger RNA, 639 nt
Organism: Trypanosoma rangeli
Lineage: Eukaryota; Euglenozoa; Kinetoplastea; Trypanosomatida; Trypanosomatidae
Exons: 1
Coding region: 1-639 (212 amino acids)
Source: RefSeq, a predicted model, not a curated record